Trichoderma gamsii is the source of this 993-nucleotide messenger RNA. RefSeq lists its product as hypothetical. Gene Ontology annotation, molecular function: catechol 1,2-dioxygenase activity; ferric iron binding. NCBI's taxonomy places the organism in Eukaryota, Fungi, Ascomycota, Sordariomycetes, Hypocreales, Hypocreaceae. The transcript is spliced from 3 exons. Gene Ontology annotation, biological process: catechol-containing compound metabolic process. The coding region runs from base 1 to 993 and encodes 330 amino acids. The record is from RefSeq and is a predicted model, not a curated record.
AUGGAUCCCGACCAAUGCGACUUUCCUCCCAUGAAGGAUUUGACUGCUGACAACAUCACGGACAACGUUAAUAUUGUCAAUAGUGGAGCUAAAAAUCCUCGUUUACGAUAUUUAACUGAGGCUAUUGUUCGUCAUUUACAUGACUUUGCACGCGAGACAAGAUUGAGUAUGGCAGAAUGGGAAUACGCAGUAGACUUCUUAGCUGCAUGUGGUCAGAAAUGCUCUCCAACAAGACAGGAGUUUGUUCUUUUGUCCGAUGUCAUUGGCCUCUCGCUUCUCGUGGACUCUAUUGAUCAUCCCAAGCCUGACGGUGCAACUGAAGGCACAGUGCUCGGCCCUUUUCAUACCCACGAUGCACAUCACAUGUCCAAUGGAGAUGACAUUGGGACUGAUCCCGAUGGCAUCCCAAUGCUAGUUCACUGCACUGUCAAAGAUCUCCACGGCAAGCCGGUGCAGAACAUGCAAGUGGAUGUUUGGGAAUCAGACUCCAAGGGUUUCUACGACGUGCAGUACAAAAAUCGAGAGAACCCACAUGGCCGUGCAGUGCUGAAAACUGAUGCAAACGGCCAAGUCUGGUUCAAGGCUAUUGUCCCCGUUGCAUAUCCUGUUCCAACGGAUGGCCCUGUUGGUGACUUUCUUAGAGCUAUGGGCCGCCAUCCAUACCGACCAGCCCACGUUCACUUCAUGUUUGAUAAACCAGGAUACGAUCAUCUCAUCACAGCUCUCACAAUACGGGGUGAUCGCUUCGAGUCGCAUGAUCCUGUCUUUGGGGUUAAGAAAUCGCUGAUUGUCGACGUCGAACAAGUCACUUCUGACUCUAUGGCGGAAAAGUGCGGUGUCCCCUUAGGAAUGAAACUAUUAGAACAUGAAUUUGUGGUGGUAACGAAUGCUGAAGCUACCAAGCUCCGAAGAGAGAAAGCUCAAGAAAUUAUGGGACACGGAGGCAGAAAGAUUGACUUUUACAAUGACUUGCCAUUUCUGGCAGUUGACUGA